UACAAAUAAUGUUUUGUCUUUUUUUAUCAGAUAUGGGCAUUUAGAUGGAGACCCAAAGGAAGUAUCACCAGUGAUUGACCAGUUUCUGGAGUGUGUCUGGCAGCUUAUGGAACAAUUUCCAUGUGCAUUUGAGUUUAAUGAGAGGUUUCUCAUCCAUAUUCAGCAUCAUAUAUACUCCUCCCAGUAUGGAAACUUCUUGUGCAAUUGCCAGAGAGAGAGGAAAGAACAGAGAGUUCAAGAGAGGACCUAUUCUCUUUGGUCAUAUCUGUGGAAGCAGCAUUUGGAUUACAUGAAUCCCCUUUACAGACCAAACCACAGUCAGACAUUCGGCAUGCUGCGGCCUAAUACAGCACCAUCCUCUUUCAAGUUUUGGAGAGGUCUUUACAAUCGUUUUGAGAAAGGUAUGCACCCCAGGCAGUCAGUGACUGAUUUUCUUCAGGCAGUGAAGGAAGAGACUCAGCAACUUGAGGAAGAGCUGGACUUUAUGGAAAAGAGAUUAGCAAAGCUGGGAACUCGGCAAACCAAUGACGUAAACAAGAAUUUCAAUGACCAGCCGAAAAGCAAUACGUUCCAGAUGUGCAUCACCAAAAACUCGCCUGUCAACACUCCCCAAGAUUACAGUAACAAUCUAAAGUUGUUCCCUUCCCGCAGUCCUUCCCAAGGUGAGGAUGACUCAGCCCUCAUUCUUACUCAGGAUCACUUGAAAAGCUCUGAUCCAGACCUGUCUGCCAACAGUGACCAGGAGUCUGGGGUGGAGGACUUAAGCUGUAGGUCUCCAAGUGGUGGAGAUUCCCUACCCAGCGAGGAUAGUGGAAAGGACCCCGAUUCAGACGAAGCCGUGUUUCUGAAUGCUUAGAUGUGUUUUUAACCUUUUUGUUAUUCUAUUCCGUAUUUAUUUAUAGGGAGUUGUGCAAUGUUAUCUGGGAACAAAAAGCGGAAAAGAAAUAUAGACCCCCUCCUUGGUUCACAUUUUGGGAGAGUGCACUGUGCAUUGAAGACGGGACAUCACAACCUUGCUGGUGUAGUAAUCACAUGCAUUAUGAACUGAGGAGUAUUUCUUCUUAUCCACCUGUGUACUUGGACACCCCUGUGAUAUUAUUUUAGUGUACAAGUCACUCUUUGGUGGCAGCUUUGUAGAAAUGCAGUG
Molecule: messenger RNA, 1147 nt
Organism: Nanorana parkeri
Lineage: Eukaryota; Metazoa; Chordata; Amphibia; Anura; Dicroglossidae
Product: myotubularin-related protein 7-like
Exons: 4
Source: RefSeq, a predicted model, not a curated record